CAUCGUCAAAGGGGCGCAGCCGGUUGGGCGGACUGACGCGGCGAGCCUACGCCUGCAUACUAUAGCAGCAGCGGCGAGGGCAGCGAGGUAGGAGGUUGGGAGGUCGUGGCGUCGGCGGCUGCUUGGGAGGUGGUAUGUAGUAUCCGGUGCGGACCUGCCACGGACGGUGCUUUUUUGGCUCAAAAAGCCGAUUUUUGAGUUUUGCGAUGGAGCCGGCGUCGACGUCAGUCCUGCGCAACCCGAGCCUCGUGCACGAGGUAGCCUCGUACCAGCACGGUCUGCGAUGGGCAGUGGCCCGCCACUUGCGCGCCGCCCGGCCUCGGCCAACGAGCACCGUCCAGCAGCAGCUCUGCCUCCGCAGCAGCCGCGACACCCACUACGCCUUCCACCAGCUCAUCGCGGACGGCCACCUCGUCGGCGUCAGUGACCUGCUUCCGUACUUUGACAGCGACCGCGCCAUGGACGUCGCGGCUAUCUGGGGCCAGCUGGCCGUGCUCAUGUACUUGCACUUGCGCGGCCACGCCGGCUGCACGACGCGGACGAUGGACUACGCAGCAGCCUACGGCCACGUCGCCUGCCUCGCUUUCCUGAGCGCCCACCGAGACGAAGGCUGCUCCCAGCAAGCGCUCACGUACGCGGCGGCCGGCGGCCACGUCGAGUGCGUCGAGUUUCUCUUGUCGCAUCCGCCGUCGCCGCGCUGGGUCUAUCUGCGUCAGGCCGAAGCCAUAGCGAGACGCCACCAGCACUGGCCCGUCGUCACCAUCCUGGAGCGACUCUCAACCUCGCCUGUCUCCAAGAAGCACUGGUACCAAGUGCUUCUUUUGAGCAAUCCGUAGUUGUUAUUGAGAAUAAGAUUCCAAAGCCGAUCGAAUAGUACUUGUCAGACAUUGGUCUGAGAAGAUCUAAGCCUGCAAAUCCAACCGGAAAGGUUGAACCGC
Molecule: messenger RNA, 938 nt
Organism: Saprolegnia diclina VS20
Lineage: Eukaryota; Oomycota; Saprolegniomycetes; Saprolegniales; Saprolegniaceae
Exons: 4
Coding region: 207-836 (209 amino acids)
Molecular function (GO): protein binding
Source: RefSeq, a predicted model, not a curated record